Messenger RNA from Medicago truncatula (barrel medic), 1508 nucleotides. Its product is annotated as protein phosphatase 2C 51. The transcript is spliced from 4 exons. The coding region runs from base 87 to 1247 and encodes 386 amino acids. NCBI's taxonomy places the organism in Eukaryota, Viridiplantae, Streptophyta, Magnoliopsida, Fabales, Fabaceae. The record is from RefSeq and is a predicted model, not a curated record. Gene Ontology annotation, molecular function: protein serine/threonine phosphatase activity; cation binding. Gene Ontology annotation, biological process: protein dephosphorylation.
ACAAUCACCAUCUUUAAAUUUCCAUCUUCCCCACUACCGCCGUUUUUACCAACAUUUCACAAAAAACAUCAUUUCAUUUUUUUUGCAUGCAAAAAACGACCAUGAAGAACAUGAAACGACACUCAUCGGAAUCUUCUCUCCGACGAGUGGAUUCUCCUGUUGGAGCCGUUACGAAGCUAGAGAAUGUUCACCGGAGAAGGUUGAAAAUUCGGAGAAUGAAGUAUAGUUGUCAAGCAAAGAUCCACGUCGGAAAUGGCUCCGAUGACGGUGAUCUGAAAACGGAGAAUGCGCGACGAGAGAUUCAUGAAUCUGUUGAGAUAUCGUUGUCGUUAGCAACUUCAUCAUCAUCUGAGGAAGAUGAUCAGCUGUCCAAGCAAAACGGAGAGGUGAAGCAUUAUCAACAACAACAGCGACCUCUAUCGUAUGGUUCGGUGUCAACCAUAGGCUGUAGGAAGGAAAUGGAGGAUGCGGUGAGUAUGGAGAUAGGUUUUACGAUGAAGGAUGGAGAGAAGUGUGAUUUCUUCGGUGUUUAUGAUGGUCACGGUGGUGCUCAGGUGGCGGUGUCGUGUAGAGAGAGGUUGUAUAGGAUUGUGGCGGAGGAGGUUGAGAUGUUUUGGGAGGAUAGGGAAUGGGAUUGGGAGAGGGUGAUGGAAGGGUGUUUUGGUAAAAUGGAUAGGGAGGUGGCGGGUGAUGCCACGGUUAGGACCGUGGGAUCCACGGCUGUUGUGGCGGUUGUUGUUAAAGAGGAGAUUGUUGUUGCGAAUUGUGGUGAUUCUAGAGCCGUUUUGGGACGAGGUGGUGAAGUCGUGGAGUUGUCUUCUGAUCAUAAGCCAAACAGGCCUGAUGAGUUGAUGAGAAUAGAAGAAGCUGGUGGAAGAGUCAUAAACUGGAAUGGCCACCGUGUUCUUGGUGUUCUUGCAACUUCACGAUCUAUAGGAGAUCAAUAUCUUCGACCAUAUGUAAUAUCAAAACCUGAAGUCACCGUGACAAAACGAACCAAUGAAGAUGAAUUUCUCAUACUAGCAAGUGAUGGCUUGUGGGGUGUAAUGUCUAGUGAAAUUGCAUGCCAAGUUGUAAGAAAAUGUUUCAAAGGCCAAAUUAGGAGAGUUUGUCAUGGGAAUGAGAAUCAAAGUAAUCGUGCUGCUGAAGCUGCAACACUAUUAUCUGAGAUAGCAUUGGCAAAGGGUAGCAGAGACAAUACAAGUGUCAUAGUUGUUGACCUAAGAGGAACAUUAAAAUCUAGUUGACAAUUGAUGACUUUAUUAGUUUUAAAUCAAGGGGGUGCACCCUCUGUGCCAAGAUAUUAUCAAGUACAUAGUAAUGAUAAUUAAUUAGUGUGAGAAAUACAAUCUCUAACACGCUUUUUUAUCCGUCAAAAAAAAAACACGCUCUUUUAAGAUAUGUUCAAUGUUAUCGAUUAAUUGAAAUUUAAGUGAGUUUGAUCUCGCUCGAAGUAAAUUUCAUUAUAUUAGAAACAAUGACAAACAUAUGAGUUGGUGGUUAUUGAA